Ciona intestinalis (vase tunicate) is the source of this 3798-nucleotide messenger RNA. The record is from RefSeq and is a predicted model, not a curated record. NCBI's taxonomy places the organism in Eukaryota, Metazoa, Chordata, Ascidiacea, Phlebobranchia, Cionidae.
GCGUUCAUACACUUACGUAUCUUGCUUUAUUACAAAAAGAUUACUUUUGUAUAGGUUUGUGUUAGGUUACCUUGUGGAUUGGUGAAAUUGAAAAAAAUAAUGGCUUGUGCGGAUGGAAACGUGCUUCAAAGCAGAGAAAAUCUAUAUCAAGAUGUGCAAACUGAGGUAAAAAAGUUAAUUGCUGAAGCGAAAACAUAUGCUGCUGAAGGUGAACUUUAUAAGUCGAUUAAGAUCUUUAAAAAAGCAUACAAGAUUGCACCAACCGAGAAAAUUUUAAGCAGAAUAAGAAGAGUUGAAGAGGCCAUUGCUGCGGAAAAAAGUGAUUCAGAUGAAGAGGAUGAAAAUUUAGGACUUGUUGAACUUGAUAAUGGGAUGGUGAUUUAUAAGAAACUGGUUGAAAGACUUUACCCACACCAGAUUGAAGGGAUCAAGUGGAUGUAUGACCUGUUUCAAAACAAAAGAAAGGGUGGAAUACUGGCUGAUGACAUGGGCCUUGGAAAAACCAUUCAAGUGAUUGCCUUGAUAUCUGCGUUGUUUGAUGCAAAGUUAAUCAAACAUGUCCUUCUUGUUCUGCCUUUAUCUCUUAUUCCUAACUGGACAAAUGAGUUUGCAAACUGGGCACCUGGGAUUAAAGUUGAGGAAUACCAUGGUCCUGUUGCUAAACGGAAAGCAAUUCUGCAACAGUGUAUGCAUAGACGCAGUGUGUGUAUCACAACUUAUGGUUUGAUAGUAACAAAGUGGGAGACACUUGGUGAAACAUUGGAUGGAAGGGAAUUUGUGUGGGAUUACAUCAUUCUGGACGAAGGCCAUCGGAUCAAAAAUGCCUCAAAAACCACAAAGGGUUUACACAAGAUACCAUCUAGAAAUCGAAUUAUUUUGACAGGAACACCUGUGCAAAAUAAAGUGAGGGAUAUGUGGGCAUUAAUGGAUUGGGUAACUCAGGGUUCUUUACUCGGAACCCAAAAAACUUUCAAAUCUUCGUACGAAAUCCCUAUUGAAUGUGCAAGACAGAAGGGUGCAACCUCUGGUCAGAUACGGUUAGGAAACAUGAUGUCAGAAAGUUUACGCAAGUUAACUGAUCCGUUCAUUUUAAGAAGAACCAAGGACGGGCUUACACGGAAUGAAAAAGAGAAUCGUGGCAAUCUUGCAUGUGUAGAUGGUGCACAGGAUCCUACUGUUCUUAACAAACAACCAAGAUUUCCAAAACUUUCAACUAAAAAUGACUUUGUUGUGUGGGUAUAUUUGUCGGACAUACAGCAACAGAUAUAUAGUGACUUCAUACAACUUGAUUCAGUGAAGGAACUUCUUUUAACUCAUCGUUCUCCCCUUGUACAUCUCACUGUACUUAAGAAGAUAUGCGACCAUCCACGACUUCUCUCAACCAAAGCUUGUAUUGAACUUGGUUUGGAGUCGAAUGAUUCAAUGACGGAAAAUUUGGAUCAAGAAGCGAUUGAAGGAUGUGCGGCGAACCGUAUCAAUAAUAUUUCUGAUCAAGUUCUUAUGGAAGAAUCCGGAAAACUGCAGUUUCUUAUACCUCUGUUGCUACGGUUACGAGAGGAAGGACAUCGGACUCUCAUCUUCUCCAUGUCGAGGAAGAUGCUCAACAUCAUCCAGAGGAUCUUAAUGAAUCUCAAGUUCAAGGUGAUGAGAAUGGAUGGUCUUGUUACAAAACUCAGUGAAAGAGAGAAAAGAGUAAAAUUAUUUCAGGAAGACUCGUCAUAUAGUGUUUUUCUUUUAACAACUCAGGUUGGUGGUGUAGGACUUACAUUAACAGCAGCUGAUCGUGUUGUAAUAUAUGAUCCCUCAUGGAACCCGGCCACUGAUUCACAAGCUGUCGACAGAAUCUACAGAAUUGGACAGAAAAAGAGCGUGGCAGUGUAUCGACUCAUCACAUGCGGUUCUGUGGAGGAAAAAAUCUACCGUCGUCAAAUUUUCAAAAACUCAGUCAUUCAACAAAGUACAGGUCAAUGUGAUGAUCCUUACAGGUACUUUUCCAAACAAGAAUUAGCAGAGUUGUUUCAAUUGGAUGACGUUCUCAGCUCGUCAACUCAGAUCCAAUUAUCUCAACUCCACAGUCACCAACGUAAACUUGAUGAUCAUCUGCAGGAACAUAUGGACUACCUGCAUGAACUUAAAAUGUUUGGGGUAAGCGACCACGAUCUUAUGUUUUCGCAAAAACCUGAUGAUAUUGAUUGUGACGAUGAAGCUGUCACUGGACUAACUAAUCAGGUUGAGUUGGCACAGAACAGAUUGCUUAUGGAAUCAAAUCAAUUCACCGGAAUAACUGAUGCAGAGCAAAGAUGGGGAGGUUUUGUUUCUGAAGAUCGAGUUGCUGAUGUAAAACCUAAGGAUCUUGAACCUGUUUAUCCAAUUGAAGGACUUACCACAAAAUUAGAAACUUUACAAAUUCCUUCCCCACCAAAGAAGGAAGAUAUCAAACCAAUAAAAAUAGAACCGAACUUAGAAGAAGAAAUUGUUUGUUUGGAUUACCCUCUACCCUCUUUGUUAAAGAAAAAAGUUGGCCCCACAAAUCCUUUGUCUUAUGAAGAUGGUGAAGAUAUUAUAUUAUGUGGGGAUUCACCUAUGCAGAUGGAUCCUAAACAAAAUGUCACAUCAGGAAACCCAAGCACUCCAAUUGUGGUUGAAGACUCGUUUGAUAUGUUUGUGCAAUCUAAUAAUAACGACAGCGAUACAGAUGAGCUCUCUAGCGACGAUGAAUGGAAGAAAGCAUUUAGUGAAACAACAGGAAAUGUGGUUGAGCUUCAACCUGCUGAAAAUCUCUCCAAAGUUUCUUCAGCGUUAAGUUCAACUAUGAUGGAUGGGAACAUGGCGAGGAAAUCGCAACUGUUUGGAUUAGAUGAAGAAUUGGUAAACGAUGUGGAAACUACUGAAGAUAAUGUAACAGACUUAAUAGAUCAAAGUGCUGCAUCUGUUUCAUUUAAAUUGAGUGUGUCAAGUGAUGACAGUGCUUUGGAAUAUAACAGUCCACAACGAACAAAUACGGCUCUAAAUGAUAAUAAUCUCUCCACUGAUGUUAGUACAUCACUUCAUGACGUCACGCCACCGGAAGAAAUUGCGCAAGGUGAAGUUUCAAGUAAUAAAAACGAGAGCAUGAGCAGCGGAACUUCAUUAAUUGAUGUAAAUGCCUCAUUUGAAGAUGUAGCGAAAUUAAUUCAUAAUGCAACAAAAUCUAUUGAAGAGAUACCAACAUCAGGGAAUAACACAACUACUUCAAUUGUAGAUAACACAUUUUCUGACCUAGAUGAUGAGGAUGAUGACAUAACACAAGAAUUAUCGAAAGAGGAAAAUAACUUAACACAUGAUGACGAAAAUAACUUAACACAUGACGAUGACAUCACCCAGGAGUCAUUUUCAGCCAGUGGUGUCACAGCGGAGAAAAUUGUUAAAUCUGGGGAUAAUUCGGAAAUUAAUCUAUAUCUGUCUGAUGAAGAUGAGCAAUUAUCAACCUGUGACAAAACAGAAUCUGUGUGUUCCGUCAAUUCGCUUGAUUCUUUUGAAUUUCCAACAUUUGAUAACCUUGAAGAUUCCAACGGAUUCAUUUCAGAUGCUGAUGAUUAAGUUUUGUGCAAUACAAAAGAUGACACUUUCUUUUUACGUCCUCCCUUAUUCAACUUUUCUUCUUGGUGUUCUGUGCAACCACAACAAGAAUGUGGUGGUGUUCCAAAAAACCACUAGAAUGUGGUGGUGUUUUGUACUACCACACAACAACUUUCUUACGUUUUAUUUCACACGUAACAGUAAAGUAGAGGUUCUUUUAAAAAAAGAUUAUCUUCAUGA